CCCUGGGCUUCCGUAGCUUGGACUUGUACUUGAUUUGAGGCCCUGCUGAGCUACAGAUCUAGGAAUUUCUUGAUCGAUUUAUAACCGCCGACGACUCAACGCCCGCCGCCGACUCAUCAGCCGACCGAUUCGAUUUAAACGUCGCCACCACCAUCAGACACCCCUUUAAAUACACCUCAGCCGAGCGAUCUCAAGCACGAGGGCUUCUCCAUCCCAUCCCCAAGAGCCUCCCAAGGCCUCAGCAGCCUAUGUAGAUCGAUCAAUUCCAUCGCCGAACAAUUCCAAACCCACCGCCGGCUCGGCCGACCGAUAUAGAUAACCUGCACCACAGCAUCGGCCGUCUCAAGCCUCCAAGCUCUGCCCCCUCUUCUCAAACGAUUGCGCUGAACAAUUGCGGCUACCCUUUGUUGAGACGUAAGCCCAACACUCGCCAGAGCAGUCUCCAACCGGAUCAAGGAUGGCCUCGGAAGCUUGGCGGAAAACAUGCUCAAUACCACUCAGAACUUCAUCUCUUGUCUAUCGAUCUACAACCAAACCAAACCCAGCUCAUCUAUCGAAGAUUCCACAGCACUCAAACCACACACUCGGGAUGCUCCACCGGCGCUUAUUCCAAGCCACCGUCUGUUCGAUCGGACAUCAGCCCUCUGCCAACAAGUCUGCCAGUCUGUUUCGAUCACUGGUACCACACCGGGACUCACUGCGAUCAUCAAGACCGCUGAAGGGAUGGAUUCUCAGAUAUCAAUCAAACAGCGCUUGCGAUCAUGAUGCACCGAAUGUACCGGCGGUCAAACUCAAAAGAAUCGAGAAGGAACCAAAGCUGAACAACCUCAUCAAACGAAUCGAACCAUACCUUGCUCUGUCAAGAGUCCGAGCCCCGAUAGGCGCUGCACUACUCUUCCUUCCGUGCGGCUCGUCCCUCGCCCUGGCAGCCUCCAGCGCGGCAGUCAGCCCGCAAUUCUUGAUCGCACAGACCUGUCUUUUCGGCUUGGGUGCGUUUGUGAUGCGAGGGGCUGGAUGCACGAUCAAUGAUCUGUGGGACCGCUCGAUCGAUCAGAAAGUCUCACGCACCCAGCUCAGACCGCUAGCCUCCGGUGCACUCUCUCCAGCCAAUGCGAUCGGUUGGCUUGGCCUCCAGCUUUCGAUCGGCUUGGCCAUCUUACUCCAAUUGAAUAUCUAUAGCAUCUUGCUCGGUGCUUCUUCGCUCUCUCUGGUCAUCAUUUACCCUCUCAUGAAACGGAUUACCUAUUGGCCUCAAUUCGUACUAGGACUGGCUUUCAACUGGGGUGCACUGCUUGGUUCAUCAGCCAUCCUGGGCCAGACAGACUGGAAAGUGUCGAUCCCAUUAUAUGUGGGACACAUAUGCUGGACGAUCGUGUACGACACGAUCUAUGCCCAACAGGAUAAGAAAUCGGACGUCCUGGCCGGUGUCAAAUCGACUGCGCUCCUCUUUGGGGCCCGCCCAGUACCGAUCUUGGCCGGCUUUUCUACGGCCUUUGUAGGCUUCACAGCUCUCAGUGGCUUCAUGAAUGGCUGUGGGAUCCCAUUCUAUAGCUUGGCGGUCAUUGCUCCCGCCAUUCAUCUCGCUCAUCUCCUGGCAAAUCUCCAGCCGGACUCCCCUUCGGCCUGCCAUAGUAGCUUCAUCGCUAGCGCUAUCACUGGUUCAUUGGUUUGGGUUGGCUGUCUUCUCGACUAUUGUACGAGAUUCUUUCUGAUUUGAAAGACUGAUGUGUUACAGUAUUAUAAAUAGGUGUUGCUGUAUCUAUUGAAGAAAAACAAAAAUAGAAUCAAUGCUUGAGAUUGGCUGUUUGUAAGAAGAAAAAUGUACAGUGCCCUGGCACUCUUCUGUGUAACCCAUGCGCCUGCAACAUUAUUUUUGAACUUUGACUGGUAUGUUUGUCCACUCAAGUGAGCUUACAUACAUGUACUGUAUAUUUUUGGGCUCUACAUAAGUGGUGUAGAACCCAAAUCUACAACCACAACUUGGUAGGUGUAAUAAAAAAAAGUUUCAAUUU
Molecule: messenger RNA, 2012 nt
Organism: Puccinia graminis f. sp. tritici CRL 75-36-700-3
Lineage: Eukaryota; Fungi; Basidiomycota; Pucciniomycetes; Pucciniales; Pucciniaceae
Exons: 5
Coding region: 458-1717 (419 amino acids)
Biological process (GO): ubiquinone biosynthetic process
Cellular component (GO): mitochondrial inner membrane
Molecular function (GO): 4-hydroxybenzoate polyprenyltransferase activity
Source: RefSeq, a predicted model, not a curated record